CAAGGUGCACAUUACAAAACUUUCAACCUUGAAAACUUCUGUCAUUGAUUAUAAUGUCCGAGCUGAAAUUUUGUCAAUGGGAAUGGGCAUUGAUAACUCAGAACAUGUAGAACAACUGAAAAAAUUAUACAAAGGAGCUAAAAUGCCAUCUUUUGAAGAAAGCCUGAACCAGACCCUGAUACCUUCUUCCAGAGAAGACAGUGCUUGUCUGCCAAGCACACAGCAAGAGGACAAGGGCUCAGAGAGAGGAACUGACUCCAAGACAAACUCAGAAAACCAAAAGCAUGAAACUUUACCUAAAAACAAUGGAGGUGCUUCCAUUAACAAAACUACAGAGCCGCCGAAAAGCUUCCACCCACAAAUAAAAUGGUUCCAAAAAGAGGAUGUGGUCAUACUGAAGAUAAAAAUAAGGAAUGUGAAAGAUUAUAAAUGUAAAUACUUUAGAGAUAGAGUUGUCUUCAGUGCCUGGGUAGGAGAGAAAUUUUACUUGGCUGAUUUGGAGCUGCAAGCCAACAUAAUAAAAGAUGAUUGCAAAUGCAUAAUUAAAUAUGACGAACCUGUAAUCACUCUUGCAAAAGAGCAAAGGGAGUCUUGGUGUGGCUUACUCAAACAGAGGAAUCCCAAUGUGGCUUUUGAUUUUGAUCACUGGGAAGACUGUGAUGAGGAUAAGGAGGAUAGCCACUUUGCCAAAGUUGUAAAUUCUAAAAACCUGUCCUGCAGCGUGGCAGGCUUGGUUGAGACCAGUGACAAAAGUUCGGAUGAAGAUGAAAGUGAGAGUGAAUGAGAAUGUGAAUGAAAACCUGCAGAGCGGCCAGAGGCUUCUGAACAGAAAUGGAUAUUGCUCUGUGACCAGAAGCUAAGAAGACAGGAAGUCACAUUCAGACCUUUUUUCCCUCAAGGCUCAAGCGUUACUGUUACCUUGUGGCACUGGGAUUAGUAAUGGUGAGAAAUUCUUAACUGAUAGAAAAAUGAGUUGAUGAUGAGACUCUGGAAGGAAGGUGGGAGCAGAGGCACUGUGAGUGCUGGGCUGUCCUGCUGGCCGCCUGCUGUGAAGCCCGCCUUGACACUCAGGUUGAGUGAUGCAAGCCAGGCAUUCAGGUAACGAACUGUACCACCUGGAGUUCACUGUUGUUUUUUCAUCUAGACCUGUGUUUGGUACAUUCUUAAAACCUGAUCUUGCACAUAUAAAUUGAGAUUUCUUAAAAUUCAUACUCUGCGCUGCUUAAGAGACCUUUUCAACGGCUUCCCUGGUAGCUCAGAUAGUUAAGAAUCUGCCUGCAGUGCAGGAGACCUGGGUUUAAUCCCUGGGUCGGGAAGAUCCCCUGGAGAAGGAAUUGGCAACCCACUCCAGUGUUCUUGCCUCGGUUCCAUGGGUGGAGGACCCCGGCAGGCUACAGUCCAUGGCGUCGCAAAGAGUCAGACAUGACUGAGCAACUAACACUUCACUUCACUUUCAGCUAUGAGUUAAUUGGCAUUCAACAUAACUGUGUGUGUGCUAAUGCUCCUAGUAGUCUUUACAUAGUGAUAGCUGGUUACCCAGGGUAAGCUGAUAUCUUGCGAAGAGACAGUCCAAGGGCGAGAAUGGGCUUGCCUCACCAAUAGCAGCCUGACCCAGGGCUUUCUGGAGGUAAAACUUCCGAAGUACCCUCAGAACCUGCAGUGUCCGGGACAAACAGGACACAGGUCUCUCUCCAGUGGAAACUGAAGAGGACUUGUGCCUGGAGGCAGUGCUCAGAAUACCUGCACAUGGUGAGCCCUGCAAACAUUCAUGGCCUCGGCCUGGGGCGAGGCUGCAGCACCCACAGUCAUGAGGCCAUCAGGAAAUGUGCAUUUGCCUUGAGCACUUCAGUGUGGGACUGCCCAGAGCCUGGCUCUCCAGUUAACUGGAGAGUUAGACAGCGAGGCGCUGGCCAGUUCACACCCCGUGCACUGCCUCAGUGUGGGCCUGGCAGCUUUGCCUAGAACUAGAAAAUAACAGAACAUGACUGUUAGGACAGCCCCCAGAAUCUUUAUUCUUUUUUACACAUCAGAAAGCACAGGUGCCCACGUUUCUGUCUGUCCCACGUACGAAGCACCACCUGAACGGGAGGUAAACUUUGUCAUCAAGCUGUCUUGUCGUGUCCCAUGAGCAGGCGUGAACCGUCCUCUUGCUCUCAGUUUCCUCAU
This is a messenger RNA of Capra hircus (goat), 2166 nucleotides long. RefSeq names its product putative ATP-dependent RNA helicase TDRD12. Bases 77 to 784 code for a protein of 235 amino acids. The transcript has 7 exons. Gene Ontology annotation, biological process: transposable element silencing; germ-line stem cell division. The record is from RefSeq and is a predicted model, not a curated record. NCBI's taxonomy places the organism in Eukaryota, Metazoa, Chordata, Mammalia, Artiodactyla, Bovidae.